AUGAGGCUCUUCCUCCUCUCCGCUCUCCUCGCCAUGCUGGCAGCUUCCACCAACGCGAUACCUCUAGAACGACAGCAGGUGCCCAUGCCAGCGAAGCUAGAACACGUCCUCGAGCAGCCCAAGAUCUCCCCCGACGAAUUCAGCAGACCGCUCGUGGUGAAGAACCCUAGCCUCGAGGAGUUCAAGGCCAAGGUGCUGGCGGCAACGGCGGCAAACAGGCCCGUGUCACAACCGCUCAUCCCGGGGAGGAAAACGUCUUCGUGGAUCAGGGUGCAGGCGAUCAAGGACGAGCUCGCGAGGAAGAUGAGAGAGGACCCCAAGGCGUGCUUCUGCGCCGGCGGCUCGAUCUGCUGCCACGGCGCGGAGGGGAUGAACUGCAACUUUGGCGUGUGCGGUCUUGGAUCAUGA
Thyridium curvatum is the source of this 408-nucleotide messenger RNA. RefSeq lists its product as uncharacterized. The record is from RefSeq and is a predicted model, not a curated record. The transcript has a single exon. Bases 1 to 408 code for a protein of 135 amino acids. NCBI's taxonomy places the organism in Eukaryota, Fungi, Ascomycota, Sordariomycetes, Thyridiales, Thyridiaceae.